AAGGGAACGACGACUCUCUAUUGUCUUCCCCUUCAAGCAACCCGCUUCUACGAUCCUUUCUCCCCAAGCAACCCAAUCAAAUACUAUAAGAAACCACUCUCAAUUUUCUUCUUUUCAACUAAAAAAUCAUGAAAGAAAAAGAAAAACACAUUGAAUCCGUAAACUUGGGAGAUCUUAAAUCGGCAAAAGUGCUGGGCAGAGGCGCGACGGGAACCGCCUUUCUGGUUCAUCGCAAAGAAAGGAAUCAACAUUUUGCAUUGAAAGUGGUUGAGAAAACGAACAUCAAACAUGUGCGUUCGGAACUGGAGAUCCUCAGGGUUUUGAGGCACCCUCUGUUGCCAAGGUUGGAGGGAAUUGUGGUGACAGAGAGGGUGGUGGGCUAUCUAAUCAACUACUGUCCUGGCGGCCAUCUCAACCUUCUCAGAAUGCAGCAAACUGAAUCCAUGUUUUCGGAUCGCAUCAUCCGGUUUUAUGCAGCAGAGUUGGUUCUUUGCUUGGAGUAUCUUCAUGGCUUAGGCAUUGUGUAUAGGGACCUAAAGCCCGAGAACAUCUUAAUCCAAGAAGAUGGUCAUCUCAUGCUUACUGAUUUCGAUCUCUCCAUCACUCUCACUCCUCAGAUCCCACAAAAUGAGAUUAAUGAUCCAUCCCCUAUGGCCACCAUAUGCAGAAGAAGAAGCAAAAGGCGAAAACUGAAAUUUGGUUUUCUUGGAUCUGCGGCGUUAUGUGGUAGCAGGCCGAUACAGGAACAUGAAGAUGAGUAUCCGUCUUCCUCUUCCUCUUCAUCAGCCGGUAGUAGUGGUGGUUAUUUCAAGCGAGCAAACUCGUUUGUGGGUACUGCAGAGUAUGUGGCGCCGGAAGUGGUGAAUGGAAGCGGGCACGAUUUUGGGGCAGACUGGUGGAGCUUGGGUGUGGUCCUCUACGAAAUGCUGUAUGGCAGGACACCUUUCAAGGGGCACAACAGGGAGGACACUUUCCGCCGGAUUCUUACUCAGCAACCCGACCUGACAGGAACUGAGACGCCAUUGAGGGAUCUGAUACGGCGUCUGUUGGAAAACAAGAGAGACAAACGGAUCGGACUGGAGAGAAUUAAGGGACACCAGUUCUUCAGGGGAGUCGAUUGGCACUCGCUUCUCGAUGUAUGCCGACCACCAUGGAUUCCGAUUCAUGUAGAUUUCGAUACUGAGAUGGGAGGCGAGGAGACGGCAAUAGAUUUAGUGGGAUUAGUGGUGGGGGCCUCCAUCCAUGUGAAGGGAGAGGAGGAGAAGAGGUGCAAGGAAGAGAGGGAAACGAAGUGGUUGCAGGAGAAGGUUUCCAAGGCACAUUGCGACCGCCAAAUAACCCUUUGCUGUCAGGCUCCUAUAAUGUCUAGGACGUUCUCGAAGUAAUGGACGACUGCACGUUGGGGCGCAGAUGGACGAGCACGCAGUUGGGUACGGAUAGACCGACGUACGUUGACAGUGCGAGAGGAUAAGUGCACUGUCAAACGCGGAUUGACCAACGCUUAUUGAGAGUGCGGGUGGAUGAGAGCAUUGUCGAGCGCAAGUAGACCGACACACGUUGAGAGCGCAGGUGGAUGAGAGUGCUGCUGGAUGCGGAUUGACGGGUGCGCCUUAGAGUGCGGGUGGAGAAGCGGCGGUUGAGCGUGGGUGCUGUAUGGUGGUUUAAAGUAU
This is a messenger RNA of Amborella trichopoda, 1670 nucleotides long. Its product is annotated as serine/threonine-protein kinase OXI1. Lineage: Eukaryota; Viridiplantae; Streptophyta; Magnoliopsida; Amborellales; Amborellaceae. Gene Ontology annotation, biological process: protein phosphorylation. Gene Ontology annotation, molecular function: protein kinase activity; ATP binding. The record is from RefSeq and is a predicted model, not a curated record.